Molecule: messenger RNA, 621 nt
Organism: Megalopta genalis
Lineage: Eukaryota; Metazoa; Arthropoda; Insecta; Hymenoptera; Halictidae
Source: RefSeq, a predicted model, not a curated record
AUGGCACUGAGCACGGCGAAGGAGCGUUUUAUCACGGGAACUAGGAUUAUAACUAUCUGCGAUGGUGCACUUAUUAAAAAGGACUUCGACGACGACUUCUAUCCAAAAAAUGGUAUCGUUGUUGCUCAGGACGUGGCCGUGAAACGACGUCUGUUUUGCGACCAACUGCCCCGCGAAUUGUGGCGGCGCUGCAAGGACGAGCUGCUCUGUCUGAAGUGCGCGAAGAAGUACAGCGACUGGCGGAGCCUCCGGAAACACAUGAAUUUUUUCUGUCAAAUGGAGCCGCUGUAUCCGUGCCCGUUUUGCACCCACAGAGCCAGGAUACCGACACUGCUGAGAUAUCACGUGGCGCGCGAGCACACCGCGCCCGUGUCGGUCGAGGAGAUCUGGCCGGACUUGGGCUAUCUGUUGGACGACGCGUCGGACCAGUCCGGCAAGCCGAUCUUCAUCUGUCCGCGUUGCGGCAAGGGGUACACGUGGAAGGCGAGCCUGCAGCGCCAUCUGAGCACCGGCUGCGGGCUGCCGCCGAUGUUCUGCUGCAGGAUAUGCGAGUACAGGACCAGCCGCAAGGACAUUCUGUUCAGGCACAUGAGACACGUGCACUCGCAGUUCCCGGCUUAG